AACUUGCCCACCGCCACCAUCCCCCACCUAAUAUAAAAGUACAAAAUAAUAAUUCAGUGGUUUCACACCAAAUCGUUGUAAUAAUUCAAUGGACUUUCUAAAAUACCACCACAAUCGCCACCUCAGCUCCGCCACAAGCAACCGAUCAGUUUCCGACGCCGAUUCCCAACUCGACGAGUUCCACUCACCGCUCCGAGCCAACUCACCUCAUCUUUCCGAUUCCAUCAUCACCGAUAAUCACACUCCUUACCGAUCUCCACUUUCCAACAAUGUCGCUCCAUUAGCAAAAUCAAAAUCACCUGCCGGAAACUUUAACCGGCCGGUGCGGGAAGAUGUGGUGGUCGCCGUCGCCGGAAGUAGAAAGUGGGCCAUGGUUGAGAAAGUGGGGUUAGGGUUUAGGGUUUGUGAAGCGGUGUUUAGCUUGAUUGCUUUUAGUGUUAUGGUUUCUGAUAAAACUCAAGGCUGGAGUGGUGAUUCUUUUUAUAGAUACAAAGAAUAUAGGUACUUGGUAGCAGUGAAUGUUAUUGCUUUUGCAUAUGCUGCAUUUCAAGCCAUUGAUUUGACAUACCACUUAGUUUACAAAAGACAUAUCGUUUUAUAUUCUCUUCGUAGUCAUUUUGACUUCCUAAUAGAUCAGAUAUUGGCUUAUCUUUUGAUCUCAUCAUCAUCUUCAGCAGUCACAAGAAUCAAUGAUUGGGUUUUAAAUUGGGGUAGUGACGAGUUUAUAAAAAAGGCUUCUGCAUCUACAGUGAUGUCUUUCUUGGCUUUUCUUGGUUUUGCAUUUAGCUCUCUUAUAUCUGGUUACGAUCUCUGUAAUCAAAAUCCUAUCUGAUCGUUUUUAUGAACAUCCAAAUCAGGUUUUAAAUGAUAAAUAGUAGGUUGAUGAUGGAGUUCAAAGAGGUGAACUGAAAUGUGUACAGUUUGUACAGAUAGGCAAUCUGAUAGAGGGAUCAAAGUACCACUUUUCUUUUGAAGUCUGUAAAACAGUUCUGCUAAUUGGGUGAAGUAAAAUGAUUAUUUGCAUCCAUAUAAGGGGCCAUAGUUUCAUGUGUUGGCUAAAACAAGUAAAUUGCUGAUUACAUUUUCGUA
Erigeron canadensis is the source of this 1089-nucleotide messenger RNA. RefSeq names its product CASP-like protein 4A3. The transcript has 3 exons. Lineage: Eukaryota; Viridiplantae; Streptophyta; Magnoliopsida; Asterales; Asteraceae. The record is from RefSeq and is a predicted model, not a curated record. Bases 89 to 832 code for a protein of 247 amino acids.